This is a messenger RNA of Lactuca sativa (garden lettuce), 564 nucleotides long. The record is from RefSeq and is a predicted model, not a curated record. NCBI's taxonomy places the organism in Eukaryota, Viridiplantae, Streptophyta, Magnoliopsida, Asterales, Asteraceae.
AUGGCACACAAAGAACAUGAGGUUAAUGAUUUGUAUGUCCCUGUAACAAAAGAAUUUGAUACUAUGGAAGAUGUUGGGGUUUAUUUUAGUUGCCUUAAUCAAAGAGAGAAUAUAUAUGAUUUUGAUCCUUUCAGUGAUAGUGGAUAUAAAAAUAUGGGCGAGUAUGAAGAAAAGGUUGUAGAAGAUAAAGAAGAUGGUCAACAAGAAGAGGAAGAAGAUAAGAAACAAGAGGAGGAAACAGAUGAGGAUGAUGGUGACUAUAUUGUAGACCCAGAAGCACUUGUAGAUGAUUGGGAUGUAGAUAUGAGGGAAGUUAAUAGUGUUGUGGAUGAGGUUGAAUGGUUUGGACAAGCACCAGAAACAAAAGUAGAUUUAAACCAAGAUGGGCAUGAAUUAGAGCUUAUUAAUAAUAAUGAGUUUGAAAGUGUAGGUUUUAAAGAGGACUAUAGGAAGAAGAUGUUGAGAAAUUUGAAAAAGAAAGUGCCUUGUUCAUAUGGAGUAGUUCAUGCUAGAACAUUUUAUAUGGGUCAAUCUUUUAAAACAAAGAAAGAUGUGCAAGGUUAG